This is a messenger RNA of Grammomys surdaster, 1525 nucleotides long. It is a transcript of the gene Atpsckmt, whose product is annotated as ATP synthase c subunit lysine N-methyltransferase. Lineage: Eukaryota; Metazoa; Chordata; Mammalia; Rodentia; Muridae. The transcript has 5 exons. Gene Ontology annotation, biological process: positive regulation of proton-transporting ATP synthase activity, rotational mechanism; regulation of mitochondrial ATP synthesis coupled proton transport; peptidyl-lysine trimethylation. Bases 195 to 857 code for a protein of 220 amino acids. The record is from RefSeq and is a predicted model, not a curated record. Gene Ontology annotation, molecular function: protein-lysine N-methyltransferase activity. Gene Ontology annotation, cellular component: mitochondrion.
CUUUUUUUGCGCCGCCGAGUACCUUCUGGAAUCCGCCGCUAUUGGAGACGUCUUAUCUUCUGUGAGCCGAGGGGGUGUUCCAAACUUAGAAGGCUAUGUCUAGGACACAAAUGCUAAUGCUAGGCAUAAUUCAGUCACUGAUUCAAGGAUUUGAGUUUUGAAAAUUUUCCAAUGCAGAGUUGCAGCGAGGAGAAAUGCCUGAGGAAGAAAGGCAGUCGGGCCAUGUUCUUCCUACAAGUCUGGAACCUGACAGUUUGAAGAAGAGCUAUUGGGGAUUCUUGGCUACUGGGGUCGUUGGUGGUGCACUGGUGACUCUGUAUGCUGUGGCUACACCAUUUAUCACUCCGGCCCUCCGGAAAGUUUGUUUGCCGUUUGUGCCUGCAACUUCGAAGCAGAUUGAAAAUGUUGUCAAGAUGUUGCGACAUAGAAGAGGACCCCUGGUGGACAUUGGCAGUGGCGAUGGACGGAUUGUGAUUGCAGCUGCAAAGGAAGGCUUCCGAGCUGUGGGGUAUGAGCUGAAUCCGUGGCUGGUUUGGUACUCCAGAUACCGUGCCUGGAGGGAAGGCGUGCAGGGCUCGGCCAAGUUCUACAUUUCAGAUCUAUGGAAGGUCACCUUCGAACAGUACUCCAACGUCGUUAUUUUUGGUGUGCCCCAGAUGAUGCCGCAGCUGGAGCGGAAGCUUGAGCGGGAACUUGACGAUGGUGCUAGAGUGAUUGCCUGUCGGUUCCCUUUCCCACACUGGACUCCAAACCACACGACUGGAGAGGGCAUCGACACCGUGUGGGCAUAUGACAUGGGUGCUUGUAGAGCACGGGGAGGACGGCCUGAUCGUGAGGAUCGGCCAGUAGAACUGUAGAGCGCGGGGAAGACGGCCUGAUUGUGAGUGGAUCAGCCAGUUGAACCUCGAGAACCUGUGGGUUUCCUCAAGCCAGAGACAGAGCAAGGUCCUCGACCUUCAAUGCCGAGGAGCUCUCCAUUCCUUCUUGAGAACUCGAACAGAGGCUCAGAGAAACAUUGAAGGCUAAACUCUACUGCUUGGGGUUGGCUUUGAGUUUGCUGAGAAGGAUGACCUUGAACUUCUGAUCCUUCCACUUCUACCUCCCCAGGAAAAUGUGCUCUUAGUGGAACGUUCUGGAGGCUUACUCCUUUGCAUACCCUAGGGUGCAUAGGACAUAAGUAAGUGACAGUCUGGGGGUCAGAAGGUGUCAUCUCAGCAGCAUGGUUUAAUGGCUCGGGUGAAGAGGACGGGGCACUUAUGCAAACAGCUGCAGUUUCCUGUAUGUUGUUCGUGACUGAGAUUUAAUCUCCUUUCUGUAGGUUGUAGCUAAAUUAAUUUUCUAAAAGAUUCAGAGCGACAUUUAGAUGUUGUAAUACUUACAAGGAAUGUUUACCCUAAGGCGGGGGCUUACUCUGCUUUAUUGAUUGACUGUGUACAUGUACAACUGUGUGUAAAUGGACUAUGUAACAUGCGCAUGUUUUAAGAUUGGGGAAGUUGGAAUAAACUGUACAUGGCUCUGAUAGGCA